This is a messenger RNA of Rhodamnia argentea, 703 nucleotides long. RefSeq lists its product as uncharacterized. The record is from RefSeq and is a predicted model, not a curated record. The transcript has a single exon. Lineage: Eukaryota; Viridiplantae; Streptophyta; Magnoliopsida; Myrtales; Myrtaceae. Bases 52 to 519 code for a protein of 155 amino acids.
CCAUCAACACGUUCUCACAAAACUAAACUCGACUCUACGCAAGAUCUCUCAAUGGAAUCGACUUCACUCUGUUCUUCUUCACCAUUCCUCCCCUUGAAUUUCACUACCCGCCAAUCCCACCGCCCGAGAUUUAGUCCAUUCGCGUCCCGAGGAAGGAAGCACGACGCCGUGGUUUUGGCUGCGAGACGCGACAGCAAUGAGGGGGGUUGCAGCGGGCGGCUCGCCGACGAGGGCAUGAUAAUCCUGAGGAAGCGGAUUCACGAGAUGAAGAUGAUUGAGCGCAAUUACGAGCCCCCCAAGGAUUGGAUGGAGUGGGAGAAGAAAUACUACACUUGCUACGACGAGUACGUGUGCAAGUUCGUCGGCGUGUUGCAGUCUCGAUUGAUGAGCACUAGGCCGAGCGUGGCUGUCGGGAUGCUAGCUUUCAUGAUGAUGAGCAUCCCGGUUUCGACAGCGGUGAUCUUAUCGAGAGCAGUCGAAGUGGCCAUCAGGGCUUGGUCGGCCGUUAGUUUGAAUUGAAAUGUACAUAGAACAGAUUAGAUGCCAAGUGAAGCGAUAGUGACAACUUUUUUGCCUUCCCACGCUUUGGUCUUGGGGCAGAACUUCCUUUUCUGCUUGUAUUUGGAUCAAGUGAGGAACUUCUUUUGAUUUACUGUACGAAUCUUGAUGCACCAAAUCUAAGAUUGAUUAUAUUUCAUUAGUA